AUGGAGGAAGAUCUGGUGCGAGCCAGGAGCAUGGUGUACGAGGGGGACAUAGCAGCGCUGCUGCCGCACAAGGCCAACGGCUUCUUCCUGUGGCUGUUCCUGGGCCAUGUGAAUGUGCGCUCGUCUCGCAGGGACGUGAGGUUCAAAGUCAAGGAGGAGUACAACAGCUACAGGGAUCGCACGGCGCUCAUCUUUCUCGGCGCGCCGCUGCUGCUGCUGGCAGCCAAGCAGGCCAUGAACCAACGCUGUCUGCCAGGCCUUGUGGUGCACGUGUACCAGGCGUGGCUGCUGCUGUUCUACACGAGCCUGGCUCUGCGGGAAAACAUUCUUCGCAUCAACGGCAGUGACAUCCGCCCAUGGUGGAUCUACCACCACUACUACGCCAUGCUCAUGGCCCUCGUGAGCCUCACUUGGGGCAUUGAGGGACCGGACUGUGCCAUGAAACAGCAAGGCAUCAUGCUCUUCCUCAUGUGGGCGGUCAUCCAAGGCGUCGCCAUGCUGCUGCAGAACCGCUACCAGCGCCGCCGCCUCUACACCAGAAUAGCGCUGGGGAAGGCAGGGCAGAUGGAUGUGGUAUGGGGGGAGACAGCAGGCAUGAAGGGGCAACUCGUGCUGCUCUACCCGCUCCUCUUCAUUCUUCAGUUCUUCCAGCUCUAUAUCGGCGUGCGCCUGCUCCGCACAUCACUCUACGAGAUGUUUGAGUGGCAGUCGAACGAGAGCUCGGUGCGCCCUUCUGCUCUUCCUUUCCCUCUCGCGCGCUCGUCAUUAACUUGGUACUGCGCGUCGGGCGACGAGUGCGUGAGCGGCGACCAGCUGUGCGACGGCACGGCGGAUUGCGGCGACGAGAGCGACGAGCUUCCGUGGGAAUGCGGGGGGUUCGAGGAUGGCUGCACUGAUGGGGUGAUGCCCUGUCCUCUCACAUCCAUCGCCGACGCGCCUUGGUGCUUCGACCCCGCAACAGCGUGUGACGGCAAUCAAGACUGCCCCUACGGCGCCGACGAGUGGCCGGGCUUCUGCCUCGACCUGAAGAGUUCCUUCGACUGCCCGUAUUCUCCGAACCAAGUGCUCUGCCCCGGGAAACAAGCCUGCGUGUCAGGUAUGGUAUGCGACGGCGUGGCUAACUGCGCUGCGGUGGCGGCCGAAGGGGGAGGAACGGUUGUUCCGGAUGAGGAUAAGGAUUACUGCUCGGUGUACGGGUGUCCAGAGGGGUACUGGAAGUGUUCCAAUGAGGUGCAGUGCAUAGAUGAAACGCUCAAGUGUAACGGCAAGGCGGAUUGCAAGGACGGGAGCGAUGAGAAGGGCUGUAGUGUUUCUUCUGGGAGCGGUGGCAGUGGCAGUACGACCCCCCCUCCAGUUGUAACGACUCCCCCUCCAGCUGUAACGACCCCUCCUAACGAUGCAACUGGUGGAGGGACAGGGGGGACGUCUGGCGGGACAUCUGGAGAUGAAACGAGUGGAGACGGGUCGGGAGAUGAAACGGGAGAUGAUACCAGCGGGGAUGGUGGGGAAGAGGGAACGGGGGAUGAGACGGUUGGAGAUGAAACUGAGGGUGGUGAUGGUGCUGCUGACGGAACGGGGGGAGAUGAAACCGACACGAGUGGUACGGCGGACGAAGCGGAAGGGGGGAACGCAGCUGGUGCGGGAGAGGGAGGACAAGGGGGAACCGGAGGGGGAGGGGGCGGAGGGGGAGCGGGAGGAAAAGGCCAAGGGAAAGGAGCAGAUAAACCGCCACCAUCUCAAGACCACCCUCCUGCCAAGAAGAUCCUGCCUGUCAUCCCUCCUGUCCCAGGGUCAAUUGGGAAGGCUCUUGGCGAUGCAAGCAGUUCAGUCAGCAAUGCAGCCCAGGGUGCAGCGCAGAAGGUCGGAGAGGUUUCAGCAGGAAUGAAGAAGCUUAUAACGGAGCGCAAUGUGAAGAAGGACGGGAAGAAGCCCAAGCAGCCGGGUUCAGGGUCGAAUGGGAAUGCUGGGACCGGAUCAGGCGGUGCUUCAGGUGGUUCUUCAGGUGGAAACGCUGGUGGGGCUGGUACUGACGUGGCGCACACCACACCUGAAUCUAGCUCUACUCCCAAAACCCCUAGUGCCACUGGGGGAACAGGAGGCAGCAGCAGUAGCAGCAGCAGUGGCAGUGUGAAGGCUCCACCGGUGGGUGCUCUGGUGGGGGAGGUACUAACUAAGGCAGGUGCGCAGGUAGAUGCGUUGAGGAGAGCAGUAGAUGCAGCAAGUAAGAACGGGGUGGGGCUGGGGAGGAAGGGGAAAUCGGGUGGUGGGGCAAGAGGAGGGGUUAUGAAACCUGUUACCGGGGUCAGGGGAGCUGUUCAGGGUGCUGCUCAGGUGAAGAAGCUGCAGCAGAAGGUUGCUGCGGGUUCAGGUGCUGCCUCAGGUGUCGUCCUGAGUGGGAAGGGCAAGAUGAACACGCAGAGUAAGGCGAAGAAAGGAAAGAAGAAGGAUGUGAAGAAAGGGGGACAGAAGCAGAAGGCAAAGAACCACCAGAGGUCAAGGAAAGGUUGA
Messenger RNA from Closterium sp. Naga37s-1, 2508 nucleotides. Lineage: Eukaryota; Viridiplantae; Streptophyta; Zygnematophyceae; Desmidiales; Closteriaceae. The record is from the annotation of a GenBank genome assembly.